GAAAAACACUCUCUGCAUUUCAAUCGAGCUGGACAGCCUGCACUCCGCUUUGGGAGAGCCACACAGUCAAGGGGGCCGCUGCUGGAAAAUCUCUUGAGCGUUUCUGCCUCGGUCAAGACAAGGAAGAGGGGGAGGAGGAAGACGAGAGGAGGCUUUUCUGAAGAGGGUUUGGUAUAUGGGGGCUGUUCAUUAGAGAAGGCACUCAGCACUGUGUGUGGAGCAUGAUGUCGUCCUAGCUGGAAAGCGGUGAGGAUGCUGUAUUGGGCUGAUUUCUAAGCAGCAUGGAGGAGGCUGCCAGCCAGCUGGAGAGAGACCAUGUUCACAGCGUCUAUGAGAGGAUUGCACCCUUCUUUAAUGACAGCCGCUACAAGGCCUGGCCCAGAGUCAAGCAGUUCCUGCUGGAGCAGGAACCAGGCAGUAUCGUGGCAGAUGUGGGAUGUGGCAAUGGCAAAUACAUGCACAUCAAUGGCAGCAUCUUCAAGCUGGGCUGUGACGUGUGCCGGCCACUGGUGGACUCGGCCUGGAGUCAGGGUCAUGAGGUCCAGCUGUGUGACGGCCUGCGGCUGCCCUACAGGGACAGCUGCUUCGACGCCGUGCUCUCAAUUGCAGUCAUCCACCAUAUGUCGACUAAAGAGCGUCGGAUCAGAGCGCUGAAGGAGAUGGCACGGACACUGCGAGUCGGAGGCCGCAUCAUGAUCUACGUGUGGGCCAUGGAGCAGAAGAGGCGCAAGUUUGAGAAGCAGGAUAUCUUUGUCCCCUGGAACCCGAACCCUCCCCUGUCCCCAAGAGAGCCUGGCAGACGAAGGCGCCAGGACAACGGAACCCAAAGUGUUAGCAACAGACAAGACUUCAGUGACAAGCACAGGAACGUGAAAAGCACAUCCUCAAUGGUAGAUGAGGAAGAUCCGGGCAGCCCUGGUCAGCAGAGAAAACAGAAGCUCUGGUUUUUCUCCAGGUCGCUGGACUCCGUGCUGGACUUCAGCAGCCUGAGCGUUUCCCGCUCCUCCUCCAGGGAGCUCAGUGCUUUCUGUAGCCCCAUUGGAGAAACUAGAGGUGAAAUGGAGGCUGGUGACGGUACACCGCUUUCCCGCGGCAGAGGGCUCAUUAGGCAGGUGUCCAGCUUCUUCUGCUCCUCAACAUCCAGGACCAGUCUAGAAGAGGAUGUCUUUGUCUCCGACCCACAAGACCAGGCUCAGAAAGUGAACAGCAACAACACCAGGAACGGAAAUGAAACAGUCGCCGUUGCACUUGUCCAGGACUGUUCAUCUGUUCCCUUACCGGACUUGGUGUCAUGUCAGAGGGAGCAAACAGACAGCGUAGGUCUUGAGGAGGUGGACAGUGGAGAGCUUGGACAAAAUGCACAGGAGAGGCAGGAGAGCCCUGUGCAUCUUCAGCAGAAUGAGGGGAGGAGCACAGAGAAGCUGAAAGAAUCAUGUCUGCGCUAUUAUCACGUGUUCAGGGAAGGAGAACUGACACAGCUGAUUGAGGAGCACGUAGAGGAGCUUCAUGUUCUGCACACCUGCCUGGAUCACGCCAACUGGUGCGUUGUGGCUGAGAAGGUCCAAGUGUGGAGAGUUUGAAUUUAUUUAUUGAUAUUUAUUAACUUUUUUUGUUCAUUAUGACAUUUUAAGUGUUUUUUUUUUGUUUUUUUUAAAUGUGUUUGGCUGGGUUUUUAGUGUUUGAAGUGGCUGUCUAUGAGUAGUGGUCAGUGUCGAUUCUAAACCACUAUAGCACAAUGAUGUGUUCCUAAUGUGGACUGGAACAGUAUUGCUGAACUUCUAACGGGUUUUUUCUCGUGCCAGCGGGUAAAGACAGGCUAUAAAAUAAUAGUGAUGUGAUAUUUUUCAGGUCUGAGUAAAACAAUGCAUUUCUCUUGGUCUUAAUUUGAAUAUCUGUAUAUAGUACGGUGCAAAAUACAAAGACCACCCUUCUUUUAUCUAAUUUCUAGUUGAAAAUGACCAGGUGUUCAUAUUCUGUAUCAGAAAACUACACAGAAGCCUCAACAAGUUAAUAUCAGUUUUUUUCAGUGUCUAGUGUGUCCACUCUUUGUCUUUAUUUUAUAUUCCAUUCCUUUCUGGAUGCUUGCUUUCAGUUUUUCAGAGAAACCUGGGAACACCUCCGAAGUUCAGACUUAGAAGUUGGUUUCAUUUUCUGCUUCUCACCAUCCAAGUCAUCCUAAACAUAUUCAGUGAUGUUGAGGUCUGGACUCUGGGGUGGUCAGCCUUUGGGAACACCAGCAGCUUGAAUUGCAGAUUUCCUCAAUAAGAGCCUGUUGACAGCUACACAUCCUUUCUCAUGGUGUUGUUUUCAAACAGUGGAAGGAUGGACAAACACUGGAUUUGAGACCAAUCUGAAGCAAAAUUGGAGCUUUAAGUCAUGUUUAUCUGACUGGGACAGUUUUGGUGUUCUACCAGGUCUUACAGUUGUUAGGAGUCAUGCUUUAUCUGUGUCUUUUCGUCAUUGUUGGAACCUCCGUUUAAGAAAAUCCUGUUACUUGUUUUAAUUCCUUUUCUUUAUGUAACAUCUAAUCUUCAGAAAAAUACAGUAUCUCCUAAAAAGUUUGGUAAACUAUACUUUUUAUAUCAGUAAGAGGUGGUCUCUGACUUUUGCACUGUACUGUAAAUCUGUGAUUUUGUUUUACUGAGUUUUAUGGCAGUUUACGAAAUGUAAUAUUACUAUGGCACUGAUUUUCAUGGCAAAUUUGUCACUAUUAGCUGUCUUGAGCAAUGCCUGUCUGAAACUGAGAACAUUGCACAUUGUUGUACUGAACCAAACAAUGCGAGCACAUAACUAGCAUUUAUAUAGUGAAUGCAUUCUCCUCAGGAGUUGAUAUUUUUGUGUGGUUGUGGUGUUUUGUGGUUUACGCUUAAGCUAUAAACUGCUGUUGUUUAUUGUCGUUAGAUGUUGAACCGUUCACCUGAGGUGAACCACUGAUGGUCAUGUUGCUGCUUGUGGGGAUCUCAGUAGUUUGCACAUGAAUUCCCAUCUUCAAAACUUGAAUAAUUCUGUCUUGGCUGCUGUUUUUGAUGGACGUUUUACAUAUUAAUGCAGUUUCAAUGUGCGUCUACUCAUUGUGCUACGCCAAGGAUCUUGUAAUUUUCCUUUUUAAACUUGAGCCAUGUUUCUCUUUCAUUAAACUGUGCAUUCUGACUGUUUGAACUGAAUAAAUAGGCUAUAUUUUAUUCUCA
Pygocentrus nattereri (red-bellied piranha) is the source of this 3188-nucleotide messenger RNA. RefSeq names its product tRNA methyltransferase 9B (gene trmt9b). Gene Ontology annotation, biological process: tRNA wobble uridine modification. NCBI's taxonomy places the organism in Eukaryota, Metazoa, Chordata, Actinopteri, Characiformes, Serrasalmidae. Gene Ontology annotation, molecular function: tRNA binding; S-adenosylmethionine-dependent methyltransferase activity. Gene Ontology annotation, cellular component: cytoplasm; nucleus. The transcript has 5 exons. The record is from RefSeq and is a predicted model, not a curated record. Bases 282 to 1580 code for a protein of 432 amino acids.